GUGAGAUGGGCCUGCAGGUGAUCACCACUUUCGGCCUUUAUAAACAUAUCAAUCGGAAGCAGUAUGUGCGAUGUAGUAUGGUGGAUAGUUGCGAUCACCUGACUCAUCUCGUUUCCCCCUCAGGGAGUUUCGAUGCUAGACUGAGCCAUAGAUUAAGUUCACAAAUUGCUACUUCUGCCAUACACUCGAAAAAGAGCAAGUUCUAGCGCUAGGCGGUUGGUUCCCCUGGUACAUACCCAGUUAGUUGAGCAUCGAACGUGAGCAUGAUCGGCAAUAACACGCGGUCCAUGUCUGCACGAUAUAUUUAGAUCUCACUUCUCUGUAUCUAUUGCUACUGCUCCUGCUCCUAUUCGACGCUGAUCCUUAGCCCGAGAAGCUAUAAUCUAAUCAUCGGCAUGACUUCUCUAAACAGGGACUUUGCAAGCUCCAAUGUCCCGGGUAGUGAUCUGCAUCAGGACGACCUUCGCACCGAGUCUCUGAGGACACUUCAGCAGUAUAUGUCUCCACCUUCAGGAAACCUAAUGGACUAUGAUUGGGACCAACUCCAAGAAGAAUACCUCGCUUCUAUGGAAAAGCAUGAGAAUGCUGAAAGAGACUUACGUAACCGUGUCUCCAAGUUGCUUGAGAUCUUCAUGGCGUGGUCGGAGACAACUGUUAUGCGCGAUGAAAUCAGAGCUUUAAAAAGAUUUAAGACACAAAUGAAACAUGUUCAGACAUCUGAAGAAGAUCUAGAACUGAAACGUAAACACUAUGUCGAUGUUGUGGAGGCUUUCGAAAGUGCCCUCGCUUUAUUGAACGACCGCCUCAAGUCGUAACAAUUACUCGAGGGCGGUUCAGUUCUUUGAGCCUUCUCCGUUUCCAGACCUCAUACUGAAACCGCAGAAAAUUACACAUUAUCACAGCUUAUCAUAUAAUGUAUUUAAUGAAGCCCUACUGUUUCCUUCGCAUGGCAAUAGAUAAUUUAGACCGAAAGGUUACCAUCCAG
Molecule: messenger RNA, 985 nt
Organism: Aspergillus eucalypticola CBS 122712
Lineage: Eukaryota; Fungi; Ascomycota; Eurotiomycetes; Eurotiales; Aspergillaceae
Exons: 5
Coding region: 396-815 (139 amino acids)
Source: RefSeq, a predicted model, not a curated record